Venturia canescens is the source of this 885-nucleotide messenger RNA. RefSeq lists its product as uncharacterized. Gene Ontology annotation, cellular component: membrane; neuronal cell body; axon. Gene Ontology annotation, biological process: chemosensory behavior; male courtship behavior; sensory perception of taste. Bases 1 to 795 code for a protein of 264 amino acids. The transcript has 5 exons. The record is from RefSeq and is a predicted model, not a curated record. Lineage: Eukaryota; Metazoa; Arthropoda; Insecta; Hymenoptera; Ichneumonidae.
AUGGAUUUCACGCAGUUCGCGAGGAUGGAUUUCGCCCAACUGACCGAAGUCAUUUUCUGGACGAUUCUCUUCAACCUCCUCGAAUAUUUUCCACAAGCUUUGCCCGGCACGACGCACAACUUCGUUUUCGUCUGGAUCGUCAACUCUUAUCCUCAGUUUGUCAACAGUAUCGCUAUAGCAAGUUUUGCAAUACUUAUGGCGAAAAUUCGACGACGUUUCGAAGUGAUCAACCAAGUUAUUCCGACGAUGAAAAUUUUCCAGAAAAGUAGUUCGAGUAACCUCGAAGCGGACAUGAAUAAUGUUUUUAGACUGCGACUGAUAAACAAAAGUCACGAGAAGCUCGUAAACGCUGCAACGAAUUUGAGCGAAGCUUACGGAAUCGUUAUCCUAACGAGUUUCACCGUUUAUUUCGUCGCUAGUUGUUUUUAUUUGCGAUCAAUAUCCCUGACUUUGGGUAAUUCGAAAAAUUCGAUUGACACGGCAGUCGAUGCCCUGUGGCUGGUUUUCUACCUCGGCAAAUACGUUUACGUGAUCAAUAGUUGUCACAGCGUGACGUUACAGGCGAAGCUUGCAGGCCGAUUGCUGCGGGAGAAAUGGACGGACGUCGAUCAUCAUCCACUCAAGCAAGAGACGGACUUGUUGGUUCGACAGAUCGAGGCCAGGAAUCUUCAACUGACUGCGAACAAUUUCUUCGUUAUCGAUUAUGCGGCAUUGAAAAUGAUUAUCGUCGGUCUGACAGCUUACCUCAUCGUCGUAUCUCGGCCCACGGGAUCCUGUGACGAAAAUCCAAACUGAAUACACACCAGGCAAUUGUACAUCUCAAUCGAGCUCGAAAAACAAAUCUAUUCAAGUUUCAUUCAUUUUGUUACCAAUUAUUGUCACGUU